Molecule: messenger RNA, 2278 nt
Organism: Cucumis sativus (cucumber)
Lineage: Eukaryota; Viridiplantae; Streptophyta; Magnoliopsida; Cucurbitales; Cucurbitaceae
Exons: 8
Coding region: 536-2089 (517 amino acids)
Source: RefSeq, a predicted model, not a curated record
AAAGAAUCGGGUCAGUUUAUACUUCCAAACAUAACAAAUAGCAACAAGAAUUUGGUUAGAUGAAAAAUGAAGGUCUUGAGAAGGGUGUUACGGUAGUUCAAGAGGAGCUAAAUUGUACUCGGAGGUUUAAGGGAUUUGGGAUGAGAUUUUAAAACCCUUUUUUCCCCAAUUUCGCGGAAUUCCCUUCCCCAAUUACACGAAAAUCCCUAUCUUCACAUCCUAAGCUCUCUCGAUUUUCCUUUCUCCACACAUCUGAAGCUCUCGCCGCAACUCCCCUGCUCGCUUGUGUAGAUUCCAUAUUUGAUUCUGCAUUCCACCGCCCUUACCACCCUCCGAGUGGUAGUUUCCUGUGUUUGGAAGUACUUACUAUAUGAUACAUUCCAGAAUGUGAUGAUAACAGAAGACGAAAGAGAUAUUGGAAUGGAAGAUUAGUUCAGUGAAGGGAUCUUCAUUUUGAGGAUGCCAUAUAAAUGUUGAUUUUUUUUUCUUCCUGCAUGUCUUGUUAUUCCACAAAUGAGAAGUUAAGAUAGUACUUAUGGAUAGCGAGUUACAGAGAUCAUUUUCUUCACGAAAAAACCGUAGAGGGGAGCGAAAUAUUCAAAAUCUGCAUGCUAGAGAUGUUGAAGGAGGUUUCGUUUCUCCUGAAAAAUUGCCUUCAGACUACCCAAUGAAGAUAGUAUGGAAGAAGGGGUUUAUUCGAUUGUUUCUUGUGGGUGGAAUGUUAUGGAUGUUGCUGAUUCUCACUGCCUCCCUCCUUCAUGUUUGGUCUUGCCGUUCUUCUAUCACUUUUUUCUCCGCUAUUUGUAAUAAAGAAAGUAAGGUUUUCACGAUCUUAGACUCAAUGGGAAUAAUGGCAAAGGCACAACACCGUUGUUCAAUUCCCUUGAUGGAUGAAGCCGAUAAAGUAGUCAUCCCAAAAGGAAGAACUCCAGAUGAAAUUGUCAAAAGACUUGUCUACAUCACUGAAGCUGAGUACUCAAUAAAUGGAUCUCAAACAUCGCCACUGUUUGGAGGACAUCAGAACUGGACACAAAGAGAGGAAAGCUUUAAACUAAAACCAACCAUGAAGGUGCAUUGUGGUUUUAUGCAAAAUGGUGGGGCUGAAAUGGUUCCUGCUGAUAUCAAGUAUGUCAAGAAGUGUAGGUUUGUUGUUGCCUCAGGAAUUUUUGAUGGAUAUGAUGUUCCUCGACAGCCUUCGAAUAUAAGCGUUCGUUCUAAGGAUCUAUUCUGUUUUCUUAUGGUGGUGGAUGAGAUUUCUAUGCAGUUUAUAAGAGAAAAUGUUACUAUUGAGGAAGAUAACGAUGGAGGAAAAUGGGUUGGUAUCUGGCGCCUUGUUUUACUGAAGUAUCCACCCUAUGAUGAGCCAAGAAGAAAUGGAAAGGUUCCAAAGAUAUUAACUCAUCGGUUAUUCCCACAAGCACAAUAUAGUAUCUGGAUCGAUGGUAAAAUGGAGUUGAUAGUAGACCCUUUGCUCAUUCUAGAAAGAUACUUGUGGCGUGGGAAGCAUACCUUUGCCAUUGCUCAACAUAAGCACCACUGCAGUAUCUACGAAGAGGCCGAUUCUAAUAAACGAAGGAAACGAUAUGCACGCCCUCUUAUCGAUCUUCACAUGAAAAUUUACCGAUAUGAAGGAAUGGAGCCAUGGAGUCCAGAAAAGAAAAGCGUUAGUGAUGUUCCAGAGGGAGCCAUCAUUAUAAGGGAGCAUACAGCAAUGAAUAAUUUGUUUAGCUGCUUGUGGUUCAAUGAAGUACACAUGUUCACACCAAGAGACCAACUGAGUUUUGGGUAUGUGGUAUACAGGCUAGGGAAUUCUUUCAAGUUCUUCAUGUUUCCUAAUUGUGAGUAUUACUCGCUUUUUAUUUUGCACCCACAUACAAGAGAACACUCUUCUUUGAUAGAGUGGGUUAAAGAUUGGGAUCAACUUAAGGGGAAUAUGAGCAAUAUGAAAGAGUAUAAACAAUGGAAGCAGCGUAAUGCACCAACUAGUUUGAUAGAGACUAGGGGAGGAUUAGGAUUGUGGACUCCUUACCCUGGAGACCUUGAUUCAGUUGUACUUCCCACUGUGGUAAGAUCAUCAAAAGCAGGUUGAAAAAGAAUCUUCCAGUUUUCUGUAAUAUUUACCUGACAAAUUCUUAAGGGGAAAGGAUGAAGAAAUUCUACUUCCCAUAUAUUCAUAAUAGACUUGCUACCACUAUUUGUGGCUCUACUUUAAAGGGUAGUGAGUGCUAUUGAUUUUUUGGAUCCAUUCUAAUCUAAUCAAAUCUCUCGUGAUUCACAA